UCUCUCCCUUAUAAGUCAUUGUAGUCGCAGCGGCUCCGAAUCAGAACUCUUCACCUCAUUGGCUCUGUCCCAUUCCACAAUUACGCUUCCUCCUCCUCCUCCUCCGCCUCCCCUCUCUCCUCCGCUUUCUCUCUCAUCCGGCCGCCCGCUCUCUUCUUUCUCUCUCUAAUAUCUUGAUUGAUUAAUUCGCGCGUCCGACUGCUAAUCAUUCGUAAUUUCCGAUCUCUUUCUCCGCAAUUCUUUUGAAUCCGUCAGCUCGAGCGGGCGGCCGGUCGGCCAAUUUUCGCACUAAAUCUUCGCGUAAUUCUGUCUUCCCGGGAAAGCAAUGGACCGGCAGCGGAGGAGCGGCGGCGGCGGCGGCGGGAGCAGAUUAGGCGGGAGGGCGAAGGGGAAGGCGGUGGGCUCCGAGAGAUCGCCGACGCCGGUUUUUGAUGAGGCGUCGGCGCCGUCUCCUCGUCCUCUUAAGAAGAUACGGAGCCCGGAACGCUCCCUCCGCUCAUCUGCUUCUUUUUCUGAUGACUCUGCUGCUGCUGCUUAUUCUUCUUCUUCUUCUCCUUCUUCUGUUUCUUCCGCUUCGUCCUCUGUUUCGAAUUUGAUGAAUUCUCCGUCUUUUCGCCCCAUUUUCCCCUUCGCGUGCGAGGCUUCUCAUCAUCAUCACCACCCCCUCCUCCCUCUCUUCCAAACAACACCGCCGUUGCCGCAGCAAAUGAUAUCGUUCUCGCACAACCCGAUGUACCCGACCGGCGCCGCGUCUUAUCCCCCUUAUUUAUUUUCGGGGAACGCCGCAUCGACGAUUACAACGACAACGGCGACUACGACGACGACGACGACGACGACGGCAAUUCAGCAGCAGCAGCAGCAGCAGCAGCAGCAGCAGCAGCUGAUGCUGCUUAGAUACUGGAGUGAGGCGCUCAACCUCAGCCCUCGCGGGGGCGGCGGCCACGUGGCGAUGAUGAGCCGAUUGGCGGGAGGGGCCCUGCCGCCGAUGUACGCGUCGGGGCUUUUUCGGCCCCCGAUGCUCCCCGGCGUGCCGGCGCCGGCCAAUAAGCUGUACCGCGGGGUGCGGCAGCGGCACUGGGGGAAGUGGGUGGCGGAGAUACGCCUGCCGCGCAACCGCACCCGCCUGUGGCUGGGCACGUUCGACACCGCGGAGGACGCCGCGCUCGCUUACGACCGCGAGGCGUUCAAGCUCCGCGGCGAGAACGCCCGGCUCAAUUUUCCGGAGCUCUUUCUCGGGAAGAGCGGCCGUUGCGAUGCCGACGGUGCAGCGUCGUCUUCCGUCGAGAAAAUUCAGGAGCCGCCGCCGCCGACGGAGUCCGAACCGAUGGAUUCUGCGGAGGAGACGGCUGCGGCUGAGACAGAGGAGAGCCUGAGCAAGGAGGAGGAAUCUCCGCCGUCAGAGGCAAUAGCGGCGGAGGAGGCGGUGCACGACGGCGGAGGGGAAUUGGUGUGGGGGGAGGCGGAGGAGGCGUGGUUCAGCGCGUGGGGGCCGGGGAGCUCCGUGUGGGACGACGUCGACGGCGCCAAUAGCCUCUUCCUCCAGUCGCAGCUCGCGACGUCGGGGGCUGCGAAUUCGGAGAUGGAGCGUUCGUUCCCGACGGCGUUACCGCCCGCGGCAGUGGCCACAGCAGCUUGUCCGGACGUGACCGCAACCGCAACCACCGCAUCCGAUCCUUCGUCUCACCCAGCUCCUUCCAUGUUCAUGUGGAAGGACUAAUUGAUGAUCACCAAUCUCUCUCUCUCUCUCUCUCCCCUUAAAUUUAGAACAGGGGAGGUCACUGGUUGCAGAUUUUGAGACAACCAGUUGAUCUUAACCAAUCCUCUCUUUCUGGAGUGAGUACUGCUUUGAGUAUAUUCGAAGGUCUUCUCAAAAAUCGCUGAUGUGCUAAUAUAUAUAUGCAUCAAGAGCUUUAUUCAAGAUGCCAUAUAUGUUCUCUAGCACAGCAGCGGCGCCAAAAGAGAGCGCUGCAGGGUUACCCAACGCAUUACUCUUCUUUCACGGGGGGAUAUCCUUUUUGGCCUCACAUUUUUUCGCGGCCAAAUUUGGAUCAUCCCUCCUUUCCUCAAUCCUUUAGCUUUAGUUUCCGAGAUCAUUAUCUUUAGUUUCUCUUCAUUUCAUAGCUCAAGUCUUUGGAUGAUGAAAUUGUUAGUUUCUUUUUCUUUUUCUUUUUCUUUUCUUUGGAUGUUAGAAAAGAAGUCAUGUUUAUGGUGAUGGUGGGGAUAGGUUUUGAGGAGGAGAGGGUUUUAUGUUCUCCUCUUCUGAUUCUACUUGUGCGUGUGGUCUUAUGUCUUGUGUUUUUUUGAGAAAUAGUCAUUAUGUAUUGCUUGUGUUCAAUAGUCAUUAUGUAUUGCUUGCAAAAUUUCAGGUGACAAUAUUGAAUUUGUGUUGUUUA
Molecule: messenger RNA, 2393 nt
Organism: Ananas comosus (pineapple)
Lineage: Eukaryota; Viridiplantae; Streptophyta; Magnoliopsida; Poales; Bromeliaceae
Product: ethylene-responsive transcription factor ERF054-like
Exons: 1
Coding region: 326-1717 (463 amino acids)
Biological process (GO): regulation of DNA-templated transcription
Molecular function (GO): DNA binding; DNA-binding transcription factor activity
Source: RefSeq, a predicted model, not a curated record